Molecule: messenger RNA, 443 nt
Organism: Guillardia theta CCMP2712
Lineage: Eukaryota; Cryptophyceae; Pyrenomonadales; Geminigeraceae
Exons: 5
Coding region: 4-360 (118 amino acids)
Biological process (GO): pyruvate import into mitochondria
Cellular component (GO): mitochondrial inner membrane
Source: RefSeq, a predicted model, not a curated record
AGCAUGUCGUCUCGCUUCAUGGCUUGGUUCAACUCUCCCACUGGGCCAAGGACAACACAUUUCUGGGGCCCCGUUGCGAACUGGGGAUUUGUGGUUGCAGGAAUUGCGGACUUGACAAAGACCCCAGACAUCAUUUCAGAGAACAUGCAAGUGGCGAUGUGCAUCUACUCUGGGCUGUUCAUGAGGUUUGCAUGGAAAGUUAUCCCCCGCAACUACCUCCUCCUCGCAUGCCACGUCUCCAACGAGACCGUCCAGGCUACCCAGCUGAGCAGGAAGAUUAUGGACAUGCAGGGUCACACCUGGUACGACGAGAAAUACUUCAAGUGGAUCAGAGAACGAGCGAACAAGCCAGCAGCCUGAAGGACAACACGAGGGCAGGAGGGAGCAGGCGCACGAGGAUGUGAAUAUUUGAAAUCUCUUUAGCUUUAAAUUCUCAAGCUUUC